CCCGCGGCAGCUUACUCUCUCUCCUUCCUUGCUUUCUACUAUCAAAAUCUGCGUGAGGUUCCAAAGUCGCUCGCUUUCUCAGGCUCCACUCUUUGCCUCAGGUUCGUCUCUUAGGGUUUCUCAAUCUAAUUGAACAGAAAGUCAGCCUGCUCUGCCUCGGGUCUUUCUUCACGGCAGAGAGAAAACACACAGGAGACCGGCGGACAAGAGGGGGGGCUCGGCUCUUUCAGUCCGUUCCAGCACACAUACGGAGGACAGCCGUCAACCUUUGGGCCGGCUCGGUUGUCUCUCCAUCACCAUCAACGAGUCACUGCUCGCCUCAGCUCGAUCGUCCUUCCUGACUUCUAAGCUCUGGAUUGCAGCUACACGGAGUCUGUGUCAUUCUCACAGAGGUGUUUACGGAAUCUGAAAUUGGUUGGUUGCUUGGUUUGCCUCAGUCCUUGGAAGCAUUGAGAUUCAGUUGUUUGCAUGGGUAAGAAAUCUGAAGAAAGGAAACGGAAGAAGCACGGUAUAACUGAUCAGGACCGGGGCGCUUGCCCCGCUGAAAAUUCAGAUGCAAAUAGAGGGGAAGAUGUUGUCGAAUUAAGCGGGCAUGAAAGAAAAAAGAGGAAGAGAAAGCAUGAGAAGAGCAGCAUUGAUAACGGGCUUGAUUCUGCUGGUAAUGCUUCUGAGAAUGGGAAGGGGGCUGUUGAUGAUGAAAGUAAAAGCGAGCGAAGGAAGAAGAGGAAAAUGGAGCUAAACGCCGAUCGAGAGGCGGAGCUUGAGAGGCCUCGGAAGGAAAAGAAGAAGAUUCGCAAGGAGACUGAGGCUAGAGCUGAGCCCGAUGUUGACCCUUUGAAGCUGGAGGAUUCUCAGAAUGAGGCGACAACUGAGAGAUAUGAGAAGGAGACCUCUGCCCAUGAGGAUAAUGGUUAUGUAAGGAGUGGAUUAGAAGGGGUUAAAAGCAAGAAAAAGAAGAAGAAACACAAGCAAAACUUGGGGGAUUCUGAUUGGGUUGGUGUAGGGGAAGGACAGGUAAUCAUGAAAAAGGGUAAGAAGAAGAAGGAAGAGAGUAAACACGGAGUAGAUGAAGAUACAACCAAUCAACUUGAUUCAGGUAUAGGGAAUAACAAGAAGGAGGAGGAGGAGAAAAGGAAGAAGAAGAAGAAAGAGAAGCAGGAGGAGGAGGAGGAGGAGGAGGAGAAGAAGAAGAAGGAGGAGAAGAAGAAGAAGAAGAAGAAAGAGAAGCAGAAGGAGGAGAAAGAGAAGAAAAACAAGAAGAAAAAGGAAGAGGAGAAGGGCAAGAAGGACAAGCUUGUGAAAGGAUCAUCUCGGAAAGUUCGGUUUGCUGAUGAAGUGGAGAUUUUUCCUUCCUUGGACAGCCCAAGUGAAGGAAAUGUAAAAGAAAAAGACCAACUGGUGCGAGGCAAGCGAUUCUCACCGGAAGAAGAUGAACUGGUCAAGAAGGCUGUUUACAAGUAUAUAGAGGAUCAUGGGCUUGGUGAAAAUGGUCUGGACAUGAUUCUACGCUGUAAAGGGCAUGCUGAAACCAGGCAUUGUUGGAAGGAAAUAGGGGCUGCUUUACCGUGGAGGCCUUUUACGAGUGUCUAUUAUCGAGCACAUAUAUUGUUUGAGAGGAGUGAGACUCGUUCCUGGACUCAAGAAGAGUAUGAACUCAUCAAGAAGUACCAUGAAGAGCACGGAUCAGACUGGAGAACCCUAGCUGACGCUAUGAGUAAGCACAGGAUUCAUGUAAAGGACACGUGGCGGAGGAUAAAACUUCUCAACAAGAAGAAUGGACAGUGGACCCAAGAGGAGUACCAGUCUCUGUUCGAACUAGUGAACAAGGACUUGCAAAUGAAGGCUAUGGAAGAAAAGGUCUGGAAGCACGGGAUGCUGAAAGAUAAUAUCUGUUGGGAAGCUAUAAGCCAGAAGUUGUCCACACGAACUAAUGCAACCUGCUGCCAAAAAUGGUACGACCAGUUGACUUCUCCCAUGGUGGCCGAAAAAAUAUGGGCAGAUGCUGAUGAUUAUCGGCUCCUCGAUGCCCUCGUCGCCUUAGAUGCUUGCUCAAUGGAAGAUGUUGAUUGGGAUUGUCUUAUCGAGAAUAGAUCAGGGGAAGUUUGCCGGAGACGUUGGGUGCAGAUGGUCAGGCACAUCGGGGAGUACCAGACGGAAUCCUUUGCUGAACAGGUGGAGAUCCUUUCGAAGCGGUACUGCCCUGAUCUCCUGGAAGCGAGGGAGGCUUGUGAUAAGAAGCGCCUCGAGGAUUAAUAUGUAUGCUUCAUCUUCCUCAAGUCGAACUAUCCCGAAAGAGUAUCGUACUUUUGUAGCUCGAGUUCUUCUUCAUCAGGAUCUGGUUUUCUUGCAGCUGGUCCCAGUAAGAUUUGGUUUCACGGCGAUCAAGGUUCAACUCUUUCAUACUGUUGUAUGAUGAAGUUAUUUAUUUAGACAGUUAUAUUUAUCUCCUAUAAAUAUAUUUCUCUGUUCCUUUUGGGAUCAUUGUGGAGAUUGUUAAUGCUUUGACAUAUUAACGGUAGGUUUGAGAUUACUGUCCAGCAACAGAAUAGGAAAAGAAAAGAAACCGAUUUUUUGUACUCGUGUUCGUCUCAAACGCGGGAUCGUAAAGAGGCUCGGACCUCCCAAUGAAUAAUUUAUCUGCUUUUAUUCUCAGUGGAA
Messenger RNA from Punica granatum (pomegranate), 2658 nucleotides. The record is from RefSeq and is a predicted model, not a curated record. Lineage: Eukaryota; Viridiplantae; Streptophyta; Magnoliopsida; Myrtales; Lythraceae.